GAUUCCUGGGACAGUAAAAGUAGGAGGAGGGGAACUCCCUGCUUUCACUACAUGUUGGCAGCGUUUGGGGUCGAAAAAGACUGAACCUAUCUCUGGUUAAACAUAGUUGUGGAAAAGGUACAAUUGGAUAAAUUACAAUUAUUAAAGAUUCUGGCACAAAGGUUUGUUGUUUUGGAAAGUCAGGAUGGAUACAAGAUCUAAACAAAAGAAGGCAUUAGAUCAGGUUUCCACUGAGAGUAGUGAUGAGGAACAAACAGAGAUGUUACCUCAAGGCAAUUUUGAAGCAGCAGGAGGCAGCGCAGAGGGGCUGCCAGUCCAAAGCUUUACUCCGGAGGGAGAACGAGCACCGUCACCGGUACGGGGUCGACGGAGUAUGGAUAGCCAAGUUAGCCAGAGUGGGGGGGUGCCACCCAUGGAUAUGUGGGCAGAAAUGCACAACUUCUUCUCGAAACAGAUGGCUCUUAUGACUACCCUUGUACAACAACAACAAGCUUUUGCCCCACCAAGCCAAGGACUGAGGUCUGGCAGAGUGUGUUUGGGAGGAGCGGAUCCAGCAGAUUUUCCGUUUUAUCAAGCGGGAGAGGAUAUCUCCGAGUUUUUUUUAAUCUUUGAGCAAGCGUGUGUGGACCAGUCUUUAGACAAAAAAUACUGGAUGAAAAUUCUACGCACUCAAGGAAAGGGAGAGUUAAGAAGUCUAAUGUGUAAACUCCCGAGAGAGCUAGCUGAUGAUUAUGAAAACUUUGUAAAAUUGGCAACAGCCCAGUUUGCGCUAUCCACCAGGGCAUGUUACCAAAAGUUUGAGACUUUGACAAAAAAAUCAAAAGAGACGUUUUCAGCAUUAAGCGCUCGUACUGCUCAAGCUAUGGAUUUGUGGAUUGCAGCUGCAAAAGCUAAUACUUUUGAGCAGUUAAGGACUGUGUAUACUCUGGAGAAAUUUUACAAAAUGUUGCCAAGAGAGCUUGCCGCAGCGGUGCGAGGCAAAAAGCCAAAAAGCUUGCAAGAAGCCGGUCAUUAUGCUGAUGAACUAGAUUCCUUUCAGGACAAAGAGGAAUUGCCUAAAGCAUAUGUUAAAAAACCGGGCAAUUACAAAGGGAAUCAACCAGCGGGUGGAGGAAGUGAGUGGAAGAAAAAAACGUGGCCAUCUGUAGUUAAGUCAGAGGACAAAGGGGAGAGCUCUGUUCCUGCUGCUGUUCCCGUGCGUCCGCCAGUUUACCAACCGAGUAAAGCAGUUUUGGAGAAUUUAUGCUUUCUAUGUAAACAACCGGGGCACAGAAAGGACCAGUGUUCCCAACUGAUUAAGAAGCAGAAUGUGAGUGUCAGCAAAGGGACUAAAAUAGCGGUAGUACAGAGAGCCCGUGAUUAUGAAGAACCAGGAGGGCAGUCAUCUCCAGAAAUUUCCCGUUGGUCGUCUUCGGAUUCUAAUUCCGACCAGGACUGGGAGUUUUCAGCUCCUAGUACUGAGAAUAGUCCCAUCACCCAAAGGAAAGGAAGUAAACAGACUCCUGCGGAAAUUAAAUUCAAUCACCCAAGUGGAUCCAUACCCCUUACCCAGGAUGGAUCAUCUGAUUGA
This is a messenger RNA of Rhineura floridana, 1570 nucleotides long. RefSeq lists its product as uncharacterized. NCBI's taxonomy places the organism in Eukaryota, Metazoa, Chordata, Lepidosauria, Squamata, Rhineuridae. The transcript has 2 exons. The record is from RefSeq and is a predicted model, not a curated record. Bases 185 to 1570 code for a protein of 461 amino acids. Gene Ontology annotation, molecular function: nucleic acid binding; zinc ion binding.